Molecule: messenger RNA, 5370 nt
Organism: Aspergillus glaucus CBS 516.65
Lineage: Eukaryota; Fungi; Ascomycota; Eurotiomycetes; Eurotiales; Aspergillaceae
Product: ankyrin repeat protein
Exons: 6
Coding region: 88-5322 (1744 amino acids)
Molecular function (GO): protein binding
Source: RefSeq, a predicted model, not a curated record
CUGGAAAACUGGCAUCUGGACGUGGGUUACAAGAAGAACAUUGUCUAUCUGAGUUUCCGUUUUCGCUAUACAACAUACCCCGCGACUAUGUACAACCUCCCAAACCUCCCCGCGAAGCACCAGGACUUCGUCAGCUACGUCCAAUCGCACCAAGACAAGCCCAUUGAAGACCUGGUCCGGCCAUACAACGAAUAUGAUGCCAUCACGCGAAAAGUGUUCGCCCAAGAACCGUCCCAUCCCGCACUGAAAGACAACCAUCUCAACCUCGUCCCUCUCUACGACGAAUCAACAGGGACAAACAAUGUCCAGGUUCGAGCGCGGAAUCUGGACGCAGAACCCCAGGAGGUCAGGGACCAGUAUUUACUGCCCCUGAAGAAUAAGGAUCGGAGACCCACUGGUUCCCCCGCCGUGGUUCCGAGUCUCGAAGAGUUCCAGAAGAACUUCACACUUUUCUCCGAGGGUGCUUUGAGUGAUCUGGAUUGGAGCAAUGUUGUCGCCGCCGGAAGUGCUGUGGUGACUUCUCUUUUACCCGUGCCGGAAAAACAUCGUGGCUCGAAGCGUACGUUGAGACAGUUUUACCAUGAAAAGUUCGCUCCGGCGUCGGAUGUGGAUCUGUUCUUGUAUGGUUUGACGGAUGAGGAAGCCGUCGAGAAGAUCAAUCACAUCGAGUCGAGGAUCAAGAAUACGAUUCUCUACGAGACCACCACCGUCAGGACGAAGAAUACGAUCACCAUUGUGUCUCAAUAUCCGACUCGUCAUGUCCAGAUUGUUCUUCGGAUUUACAAGUCGGUCGCGGAGAUCUUGACUGGUUUCGACGUUGACUGCUCCUGUGCUGCAUAUGAUGGCAAACAAGUCUAUGCCUCGCCCCGUGCUCUGGCUUCGUAUAUUACGCAGAUCAAUCAGAUUGAUAUGACUAGGCGCUCGCCUUCUUAUGAAAACCGUCUUUCAAAGUAUUCGCACCGCGGAUUCGAGGUGUUUUGGCCGUCGCUUGACCGCUCCAGAAUUGACCCGACAAUCUUCGAAAGAAGUUUCUCGAGGACAGUUGGUCUUGCACGCUUACUAGUGCUGGAGAAGCUUCCAAAAACUGAAGACCGGGAGAAUUAUCUCAUGCAGAGACGGGCGGAGCGUGGCCGGCCACUUGCCAAUAGAUACGCCCAAAGAAUGAAGCAGCUUCCCGGUAACAUCAAGGAUGACUGGGACGAUGAAGCUCCUGAAUGGCAGGAAGAGGACGAAAUCUCCGACUACAAUCACUUUUCCAUUCCCUACGGACCGAGAUAUCAUGCCAAGCGCAUCGAAAGACUCUUGUUCACUAAGGACUUGCUGCUCAAUGCGGAGUGGAACAGGCCGAAAGACAGGACUGUCUGGCUUCAUCGUCACCCCGCCUUCUUCGGUGACGUUGAAGACGUGAUCCAUGAUUGCUGCGGCUACUGUCCUGAGCCCGUCACGGACGAAGAAAAGGAGGUCGCUGAGGAAGAGAGCAAGAUUUACAUCUCUGGUGAUGUCUCGUUCAUCAAAGAUGAUCCUGGCCGUCAGGAGAUUGGCAGUUUCAAUCCCAUCACAGAUACCGACUGGACAGAAAUGGCGUAUAUUGGAAACACGGAGCAGUUGUGUCAAGCGAUCGUCGAUCACGACCUCGUGGCUGUGAAGGAAUGGCUGUCACGAGACUCAGCCGACCCGAACGCCCGUGACUACACUGGCAGAACGCCUUUGCAUCUGGCAUCUUUGACUUCCACUCCAGAGAUCGUGCAGUGUCUGGUUGACAAUGGUGCCCGAAUGAUCUCGCGUGUGGCCGAUGGCCGGACUGCGCUGCACUUCGCGGCCACCAGAGGCAAUUUGGACAUUGUCCGGGUCCUCCUCACUAAGAGCGAGCAGAACGAGGAGCAAGAAUCGAAGAAAGAAGAUCUUCGCAAAAGCGAGCCGGCGCAAGAAAAGGAAGAAAAGGAAAUGCCCACGGACCAGUCUGAAGAAGACGAUGACAUCGAUAUGGUCGGCAAUGAUGAUGGCAGCUCUCGCACUUCCGGAUCAUUUGUCAAAGUCGAAGCACCGGGAUCUGGGGAUGUUUUCGACGGAACCGAAAACGAGCUCGAGCCCGAUAUCUACGAUGUCAACGUGCUGGCCUGGGAUAACCACACCUCGCCUCUUCAUCUCGCCAUUCUUAACGGUCAUGUCGACGUUGUCGAGGAGCUGGUUUCGUCGUUUGGCGCUGAUGUCCUACUACCGAUCAAGCUGCUGAGUUCCGAAAACACGCCUACGGCUGCCAUUCUCACGUUGGUUCUGGCGCUGCAGCUACCGCUGGAAAAGGCCAAGGCAAUGACCCAGAAGCUUCUGCAGCUGGGCGCCUCGCCUGCCCAAGCUGAUCUCAACCACAACACGCCACUGCAUUAUCUUGCCGCUUCCAAGUACUCGGAGCUGCUGGACCUCUAUCAUCACCAUGAUGAACCAGCAGUUAAGCGCGCCAUCGAUCAUCUUGCAUUUGCCGGACAUUCCUGGAAUCCUGAGCCGUACUCUGCGUUUGCCGCUGCCAUCAACGCAAAGAAUGUCAUCGGAGCAAUCAAAAUGCUCGAAGCUGGCGCCGAACCGACGCUUGAAUUCAGCCAUUUUGUGAAAUCCGCCAAGGCUGUGUUCGACACGAUCCAAUCGAACUCGUCGGAGGAAAACCAAAACAUUUUCCGUUACAAUGUGGCUCAGCCCAUCAUCUUAGCCGUCAAAAAGGAAUUGCCAGAGCUCGUCAUCGAUCUUCUGAAGCGCGGUGUGGAUCCCAACCCGUUGACUGCUGAGGGAUGUUCCGUGGUUGAUGAUGAGGACGUGCGCGAUUACAAGAAGGGCUCAUCCUUGCUUGACUAUGUUCGUGAGAAGAUCAAGAGUCUUCAAGCGUACAAGGGUGAAGAAUGCACUUCAUCGCCGCCACGUCCACUCGAGACUGAUGAUAAGGUUUACCUCGACGGCAUCGAGGAAGGAACUUAUGCGAUGCUUAUUGCUCGGGGACAAGUGAAGGACGCCAGGCAGGAGUACGAAAAGGCUCUAAAGAAUCACGAGGAUUCAGUAAACGAAGCGCAAAACUGCAAGGGAGUGGAUCGUAAAUUGGCAGCGGCCAAAGACCUUGCUGAAGAAUUCCAAAGGGUGGAGGCUGUCUUGCUCGAGAAGGGUGCAAAGAUGUUCGCGGAACUGUAUCCUGAUAUCGAGGCGCCAAAAGAAGAUGAGGAGGAAGAGGAGGAAAAGGAGCCGUUGAAGAAGGAUAAGUUCAAGGUGACUUACAAGUUCAACGUGCCGGAUCUGACGGAUACUAAGAGGAAGGGUUACCUUGAAUUGUAUAAUGCAGCGUGGAACGGAGACCUGGGAACUAUUAAGGCCCUUACUCUUGCCACGUGGGGUCCCGACAACGAAGAGGCACCUCUUCAGAUUGCCGUCACUGACUGGCAUUGGUUCUCGCCUUUCUCCAUUGCAGUGCUACGCGGACAUCUGAGCGUGGCAAAGGCAAUUCUCGAGAUUGUUCAGGCUCAGUAUAAGCCAAAGGAACAAAAAGGACAUACGAGAUACACUGCGGACUAUGACACCGAUCAGCCUCGCAUUUACAGUGAGAUUAUCGAUGAUCAAUUCACCGUCGACAACAUAGGGGAGGUGGCCACGCAGGUGGAAUGUCCUAUCAAGCCUCUCGAUGUCCUCGAAUGGGGGUGCUCUGCUGGGUUAUUCAUCGAGAACGACGCCAUAUCCGAGUCGGAACGAUAUGAAGUUCAAUCCGGAAUCGAAUCCGUCCUCCAAGGCUACUUCUCUACUUGGCGCAUAGAUAGCGAGGCAUCGCGUACUCCCCAACAUGUGGUCGAUUACGCAGUCUGGACCGACAAUGUUCCUUUGUUAGUAUUCCUACUUGAACUAGGACAGGAGCUCACCGGCCAGGACACGGAGAAAGACUCUACAAUCUACACAGUCCCCGAACGUGUUUUCGUCAUGGCUAUCGGGUUGGGCCGCUUGCGCUGCCUUGAAGAACUGAUCAAGCGAACAGGUGCAGGCAUGCCGAUCGACGAGUUUGUCCAGAAGAGUGGCGUGAAGGUGGCAGAGAGGCCUGAUUAUUACCAAGGACUUACCAUCCGCGGAAAGAAACGCGCGGAUUGGGCUAGGGCCGAACGGCAGGGACGACCAGAGAAGAGCAAGAGUUCGCCGCUUUUGGUUGCUGCGUCUUACGGAAAGCUUGAUUCUACCAAGUGGUUCCUGGGCAAGGAGCCGGGGCAGCAGUAUGUUGCUUUUACCAAGACGUAUGAGCAUGAUAAGCGCUUGAAGCAUCUGGAGAAGUCUGCGAAGGGUGUUGAGGGGGCUUUGAUGAAUUGGCUUAAGUCGAGAAGUGGACUGUCUCUACACUGUGCUGUUCUGUCCAAGCCAAACGAGGAAUCUGAACGAUUGGUCGAAUAUCUCGCGAAACAAUAUCCAGGCGGCUUGGAGACCAAGUCCCUGGAGGGACAUACGCCUUUGGCGCUUGCUUUCUCCUUGCACCGGACGAGCUAUGCGAAGAUCUUGAUAGAAGCUGGAGCAGACCAGACAACCCGUGAUCGCAGCGGAAACAAUCUGAUCCACUUGCUUUUGUGUGAUAAGAAUGGUGAAGCUCGAGACAAACCCGACAAUAUAGAGUCGCUACUCGCACUGCUCGACUCUCGUCUUAUCCCGUCAUUGCUCACGGAGCGGUCUUCAGAGCAGCCAGGAUCGUUAACCCCGCUUGCUCGCUGGAUUCUCCGAGCGUAUGGUUUCAAUUCCUAUCAGUCCAACGGCAUAGAAACAGACGGCAAAACGGCCGUACUGCGUAUAAUUCUGGAUCUCGCCCAGCCAUCCGGCCAGAAGCACCUUGAGAUGCUCGAUGGCGCCGGCAACACACCCAUUCACAACGCCGUCAAGGGCGAGCUGCCGCAAGCGCUAGAGCUCAUGGUCGACCGUCGCGCGGACCUCUUGCAUCGCGAGAGUGCCACGGGUACCACACCGUUCGAAAUGGCAGUUGACAAAUGGGUCCAUAAAGCGACCGAAGGCCCGCCGCACAUCCCGCCUGAGACACCCUCAUGGUGGGGUGGCGAAGACGCUCCGUACAGGGAAGUGUUGGAGCAGCAGCCCGAGUACUUUGUUGAGAAGAAGAAAGCUCAAGAUGUGCAGCGGGUCAUUUGCGAAUUGUGUCGUGAACGGGCGCAGACUGGUGGUCAGAAGAGGAAGCUGGUUACUUUGUACGAGGCGAACGAAGUCGCGAAGCGACUGGCGGCGAAGUCUCAUAGUGAUGAUGAGGGUAAGGAGGUGGAAGUUGAUGAGGUGCGGACGUGGUAUGAGCGGGCUACUCAUGAGCGGGAGUGAACUCGUCAUGGUUGAUCCAGAUGUCUGCUCUGCAAGCGUGUUUCAGUU